This is a messenger RNA of Talaromyces rugulosus, 1212 nucleotides long. RefSeq lists its product as uncharacterized. Lineage: Eukaryota; Fungi; Ascomycota; Eurotiomycetes; Eurotiales; Trichocomaceae. The transcript is spliced from 2 exons. Bases 1 to 1212 code for a protein of 403 amino acids. The record is from RefSeq and is a predicted model, not a curated record.
AUGGCCGCCAAAAAGAUCCAGAAGAAUACGACGUCCAGCAAGGUGGUGAAGACCGUCAAGGACUCUUCAUCAAAGGCCAAACCUGAAAACCCUCCAGGUUCGCUUGUUGCCGCGGUUGCGACUUUCCUCAGCGACUUUGGCUAUUCAUCUGCCAGCCGUGCCCUGCUCAAAGAAGAGAAGCAGCGCAAUGGAAAGGAUCUUUCGUCUGACAAUAAGCCCGCUGCGCCUUCUCUGGUGACGCUCUUUUCCGACUGGCAAGCGUCCAAUGACAAGGAUGGAGAUGAAAAGGCUCAAUCAAGCGAUUCUUCGUCUGCGUCUAGCUCUGAUUCCGACUCCAGCUCUGAUUCUGACGAUUCCUCGGAUUCUGAGGCUGAGGCUAAAUCCGAUGUCGAAAUGGACGACGCACCAGCCGACCUGAAAAAGGAAUCUUCAAGUGAAUCCUCGUCAUCCGAUUCCUCUUCCUCGUCCGAGUCCAGUUCAGACGAAGAGUCCGAGGAAGACGCUCCUCCCGUCAAAUCGGCGGGUGUCAAGCGUAAAGCCGAGGAUGAAGAUGACGCUAAGCCUUCGUCUAAGAAGAACAAAACGGCCAAGGUCUCGAAAAAGGCAUCCACAAAGUCUUCGUCUUCGGAAACAUCAUCCUCGAGCGAGAGCUCAUCCAGUAGCUCUGAUACCGGCUCCGAUUCCGAUUCCGAUUCCGACUCUGAUUCCGACUCUGAUUCGGAUAGCUCUGAAGUUUUAGAAGAAGCUACCAAAAAGCCGCUCCCAGACUCCGACGACAGUAGUUCUGACAGUUCAAGCGAUUCCGACGAUUCUUCCUCAGAUUCCGAGGAUGAAAGCGAGAAAAAAGCAAAAACGGGAAGUGAUUCGAGCAGCACCCUAGCCUCCAGUGCUUCAGAAUCCGACAGCAAGAGCCAAAAGAAAGAAGCCAAAAGCGAAUCCUUCAACUCUGUCCCUUUACCUCCUGACCCCCAGGUCAAGAAAAAGCACACCGGAGCUCGCCCUACUCGAUUGGCUGCUGCUGGUGCUCUUCCUCAUGAUCACCCCUCGAACACUUACGUGGCAUAUGCUUAUGCCGAGCGUGCCUACAACGAUCUUUCCAUCACACGAGGAAAGGGGUUUACCAAAGAGAAGAACAAGAAGAAGCGCGGGUCUUACCGCGGAGGUCCUAUUGAUACAGGUCCAUCCCAAUAUAGCUUCAAGUUUGAGGACUAG